Sodiomyces alkalinus F11 is the source of this 2319-nucleotide messenger RNA. RefSeq names its product exocyst complex subunit Sec15-like protein. Gene Ontology annotation, biological process: Golgi to plasma membrane transport; intracellular protein transport; exocytosis. Gene Ontology annotation, cellular component: membrane; exocyst. The coding region runs from base 1 to 2319 and encodes 772 amino acids. The transcript is spliced from 10 exons. The record is from RefSeq and is a predicted model, not a curated record. NCBI's taxonomy places the organism in Eukaryota, Fungi, Ascomycota, Sordariomycetes, Glomerellales, Plectosphaerellaceae.
AUGUCUCGCCGCCCGUUCACACUCGAUGGCUACCGCAACGCUGUGGAACAGAUGGUUCUAUUGUCGUCUGACGCCGACUUCCUGGACCAGCUCAUUCAUGUGCUGAAAGAUGCAUUCGUCUCGAACCGGACCACCUCACUUGUGCGCAUUCUGGCUCGAUAUGCAGAGGAUCGCGAAGCGGACAUUGAGCGGGUUGGCUUAACCAAGCAUGAGGAGUUCCUCAGCUCAGUGGACCAGCUGCAGCAAGUAAGGGAAGGGACUGUAUCCUUGACUACAGAAAUUCUUCAACUCAAUCAGUCUAUUCAAGCUAGCACUGAAAGACUCGCCGACCAGAAACGGGGGUUAGUGAACACUCGUGCGGUUCGACGAAACAUUGCCGACGCCUCUAUUUCACUCAAAGAAUCCCUAGAGAUCCUGCAUGCAGUAAACCAUACCCACGAGCUCAUCCGCAAGCAGAAAUACUAUGCUGCUCUGAAGUCCUUGGACGAUCUCCAGAACGAGCACCUGGUGCCCAUCAUACAGAACAAGUACGCCACACAAAAUCGGCUGGCCGAUACCAUUCAUAAGUCCAUCCCAUCAUUGCAAAAGGUCAUCUCCGAAGCGGUCAUGAAUGACCUCAAUACCUGGCUGUUUCGAAUCCGUGAGACGUCGCAAUUUCUCGGUGAAGUCGCGUUCUAUCACACAGAGCUCAGGAGGGCCCGGCAGAGAGAACGUGUGGAUAGGGACGGUUACUUGAAUCGGUUCAGACUCAAUUCCGCUGUUGAACUUGUUUUUGACGAGAGCGAAGAGUUCGACGCACUCGAUAAUGAAGAGCUCCAGGUCGACUUCACUCCACUUUUCGAGUGUCUACAUAUAUACGAUGCGCUUGGGGAAAUGGAUAGAUUCAGAGCCGAAUAUGCCACGACACGGCGACAACAGAAGGAUCUGGUACUACCAAGCUCCAUUAGCUUUGCAACCGACGAUGAGACGUCACUUAGCAGCCUCCUAGAGAGUAUUGCUGGGUUUGCCAUCGUCGAGAAAGCCACAAUGCAGCGGACACCUCAGCUCAGAUCCGCUGUAGACGUUGAUGAGCUCUGGGAUUCGAUGUGCCACACAGCGAUAGCCCUUAUUUCGAAAGCAUUUAACGACGUGACCAAUGCCGAAACGCUCUUGAGGGUCAAAGGUGUCAUUUCUCUCUUCAUUCAGACCAUGGAGGGCUGGGGUUAUUCAAUUUCUAUUAUUGACAACUUCCUUCUCGUGUUAUUCGAUAAAUAUGCAGAACUACUAAAGCGUAGUUUCAGCGAAGACUUUCAGAAUAUUGUCUCCACGGAUGACUACAUGCCCAUGGCCGUCAACACCCGUGAAGAAUACGAGAAAGUGCUGAACGUUAGCUGGUUCUCGCAAGAUAACAGGGAGCUGAGUUUCCCGUGCGUUCUGCCCUUCUCUCAGAUGUAUCCGCUCUGUUGCAUUGACAUCCGGAACUUUCUGAAUCAAUUUUACUUCUUCUCCGAUGAUCAUUUUCGACAUACAGCCGUCAUUGACGAGACCCUGCAAAACUCCUUAGACGAGCUGUUGACAGAUAAAGUUUGCAAGUCAUUGGUUGAGAGGUUGAAUUCCCAGUACCUGGGCCAGAUUGUGCAGAUUCUUAUCAACCUGGAACAUUUCGAGACCGCAUGCCGGGAGCUGGAGCAACUAUUGAUCAGAGCAAGGUCCUCAAGCUCUGCAGGCGGACCCGUGUCCCUGACGGCCACGGGGCAAUUCCGCUACCACAAGAAGACUGCCGAAAAGCGGAUCUUCGAGCUCGUGAAUUCCAAGAUUGACGACCUUGUAGACACAGCAGAGUAUGACUGGAUGACCACAAGUGUUACCACUGGACCCAGCAGUUAUGUGCAGACACUCACACGAUACCUUUCCAACAUUAUGAAUUCAACCUUGCUGGGUCUCCCACGAGAGAUUAAAGAGCUCAUCUACUUCGACGCUCUAAGUCACGCUGCCAAUAAAAUUCUCGCUUUGCCGCUAUCAUCCGACGUUAAGUGCAUCAACGGGAAUGCUGUGGCGGCAUUGGCUGAAGAUGUUCGAUAUCUCACUGAGUUUGUUGACAGCCUGGAGAAUGGAGCUAUGCUAAGGGAGAAUCUCGACGAACUUCAACAAACGGUCAACUUGCUUCAGUCCGAGAACCAUGAGGAGUUUUUCGACAUCACGAUUCGCAACAAAAAAUUCGGGCGAGUUGAUGCUAUUAACGGACCGAUGCUUCUCGAAAAAUUAACGUCACAAGCUCCAUCGACAAACCGGGCGGCACCACUUUCCAAUUUCUCGUCUCGGUUUGGAAUGAUGAAAUGA